Glarea lozoyensis ATCC 20868 is the source of this 3009-nucleotide messenger RNA. Its product is annotated as Ankyrin repeat-containing protein. The coding region runs from base 1 to 3009 and encodes 1002 amino acids. Gene Ontology annotation, molecular function: protein binding. The record is from RefSeq and is a predicted model, not a curated record. The transcript has 3 exons. Lineage: Eukaryota; Fungi; Ascomycota; Leotiomycetes; Helotiales; Helotiaceae.
AUGGUGGGAUUGCCCACCCGAGAGAGGGUCAAUCUUCCUCCUAGUGGGCCCCAAUGGGAGGCUCACCGAGCGAAAAUUCGACACCUGUACCUAGGCACCGAGGAGGUUCGAGGGAGGUCAUUGGAAGAUGUGAGGAGGAUCAUGCAAAGGGAUCACGAUUUUGAUGCUCUGAAACAUCAGUGGGAAGCUCAGUUUAAGAAAUGGAAGUUUACAAAGAAACUUAGUCCGAGGGACUGGUGUUCUGUCAAUAGUAUCAUUACCAAAAGAUCGCAGCAGGAGAAGCGAUCUGUGGUAUUGCUCAAUGGAAUGAGGGUGGAUCCUUCGAAAGUACGGAAGGAAAUCUUGAGAAACCGUGGGAAAUCAAAGGAUUACCAAAAAGGUCCAAAUCGCAACCUACCGGAUGGAGUUAUCAUUCGGACUCCAUCUCCAGAACCAUACAUGCGGAUAGUAGUCGAAUGUCCGGCAGUAGAUGCUGGUGUGCAGCCAGAACCGCCGGCGAUCUCAGUCAUUACUCCUCCUGCCAACUCUUAUUGGGAAUUCUUUCCAUAUGUCAUAGAUAUUUUGCCAUUUUUCCAAUUUCAAGAUCGUCUUGAGCAUAGUAUUGGUUAUUUCCCGGAGCUCUUAUCGAACUUAGAUUUUAUGUCGACAAUGCUGCUUGCUGAACAUCCAAUUUGCGUCGACAAUGCGCAGGUCCUUAACAGAACCAGUAUUUCCAGUUUCCAGAUCGCAGAAACCACCUUGCGCCUCAUCGCUAACGGCCACUUGUCCAAGGUUCAGAUUGUGGAAUUUUUCAAAGCGUUUGCGAAAAGCGUGCCAGUGUCGACUAUUAAGUCAAUUCUUUCCGAAAGAAUACCAAUGGUUCAAGCGCUUACUGCUGCGUUCCUUGAGGUGGCUGUCUCCUUCUGGUGGGCUGAUGUAUUGAGGCUGCUCGUCGAUUGUGGCAUCGAUGGCACAUCACUGAUGGGGCUUAAAGGUGGACGAUUAUUGCAGCUUGCGCUCUCGACCAGGCGAGGCUCAUCGUUCGCUGGAGAGUAUUACAGCAGUAUGGAUUCAAGAGUCCAAGUUGUGGAGUUCCUAAUAUCGGCAGGAGCAGAAGUGAACCCUAUUCUCUCUGUCGCCAAUCCAACAUCUGAAGCGUCGCCUUUCCUUCACGCUCUAGAAAGCCGUUAUCUUUCUGAAGCUAAAAUAUUAUUCAAAGCCGGAGCUUGCAUGCCUUUAUCCCUUCCUUCCCCCAUAGCAAUGUCAUCUAUGAGUGAAGCCGCAGUCCGAUACGGCGACUCUGAAAUUGUGGAACUGUGCCUAUCGACUGAGUUUGAUGCGGACGAAUUUUACAUUGAUAAUGUGCCUGCCUUGUUGUGGGCGUUAUGUCGUAACGACAAGGUCUUUGACGUUCUAUACAAGUCGAGCUUUGUAGACGAAGGACUCAGCACACUCAAUAUCCUACUGGCGGCUGAGGGAGGACUUGUUGCCCUGGACCAGUACUUGACAACGCAUGAGAUAUACAACAAUGUGGAGGGGCAAGAGUAUCUUGUGGACGCCCUUUCCAGGUCUAUAGAAUAUCUGGUCCUCGCGGAAGAAGUAAAAGUUCGAAUCGCUACGGAGGUCCUUCUCACAAUCAAUAUGGCUAACUUUGAAUCGGACGAAAAAUCUCUUGAAUCCAAGCUGGUUGAAGUUGCCAUUCAAUUUAGCGAAACCGAGGUGCUAAAAACACUUCUAGCCCAAGGCCUCGACAUUGAAAUAGUGAUCUCAAAAUGGGGCGACUUCUACUGGAUACGGAAUGACCAAGGCAGAUUUUUGAGGCUUCUGAUCGACCUGGGAAUAGACAUGAGGAAAUGGGGCUCUACCCUCCUAGGUCGUGCCGCUCACAAUUUGAAGGUCGAAGAAUGCCAGCUCCUACUCGAAAGCGGAGCUGGCAUUUAUGGCACUGGAGACAACGAAUUGUACCCUAUUCAAUCGGCGUUGACCGGUAAAAAAUACGACCAAUCUAGACCGCUAUACAAGCGCAAGGAGACAAUAGUCCUCCUACUUACGGCUGGGGCUGAUGUCAACUGUGUCUCUUCGUCUUGCCGAUGGUCCCCUCUUCAUCUUGCAGCCUGCCUUGGCGAUAUCGUAAUCUUCGACUUGUUAUUCAAGGCAGGUGCUCGAAUCAUGUAUUUUCUCGACCAUUCACGGUGCUUAGAAACUAAGAGACAGUGCGGCAAUGUGUACGUGGAUUGCCUUGGUAAAUGGAGAGGAAGAGGACUGGAAGCGGAACAUGAAAUGAUUCUCAAUCGGCUCUUAGACUUGGGAGCACCGCUGCAACCCGCAUGUCCUGUACUUGGGCGGAAACAUGGCUCUGCGCUCGUGAGACUCGUCCAGCUUGGCGGCUCGAUGCAACUGAUUAGCAGGUUCGUGGACGCUGGAGCGGAUGUUAAUGAGUAUGAUGAAGAUGUGUGGGAGGAAACGGCACUUCAGGCAGCGGCAUCAGUAUCAGAUAUCAAGCUGGUUCGCUACCUACUAGCCCAAGGAGCAAAUAUCAACGCUCCACCGGGAUACGCGUAUGGCAAUACAGCAUUACAAGCUGCCUGCAAGCGACCUGACCCUGAUAUUCGGACCCUAGAGUUCCUCCUGGAGGAAAUGGCGGACGUAAACGCUGAACCAGGUCCUUUUCGUGGUGUCACGGCUUUGCAAGGCGCUGCAAGAGAAGGGCAUAUUGAGAUCGUAAAGUUGCUGCUACGGGCAGGAGCAAAUGUCAACGCUGCUAGCGCCAAAGUAGAUGGGAGAAUGGCUCUGGAUGGUGCAGCAGAGAACGGACGUCUCGAUAUGGUCCAAUAUCUUUUGAAUGCAAGAGCAGAGAGCGAGUAUGGCGGUGAAACUGGAUACGACAGAGCCAUUAAUCUUGCAGAAAGAAAUGAUCAUUACGCUGUAGCGGAUCUGCUCAUAGAACAGUCGAGAAAGCUUAGUGAUAACUUUGCGGUCGAGAGCGUUAUGAAUAGGAGGGAAAGAUACGAGAAUCAUCUUGACAAAUAA